UUGACUGUGAGUUGUCUGAAAAAAUACUUCUUUGUUUUAAACCUGCUGCAUAUUAAUUUCAUGUGGUAACCAUUAGUUCUUGUGUUAGGAGGAGUAAAUAACACUUCUGUAUUUAUUUUCUCCACAGAAUAGAAUAUAGAAGAGAGAGGCAUUGGUGUUGGCACCAGGGGCAUGACGCUGGAUUGCCACUGUAUGCAUCGGGGAGGGGCGACAGUGGGGGUGUCUGUGCUGUCACUGAGGGACAGUGUUGGCCUCUGUGGUGGGCAUCAUUGGUGUCCGUAGCAGCAUGCAAGGCUCUUGGUAUCUGUGUCGGUGACACCGGGGAUGGCAUGUCUGCAGGGGGAGGGGUGAUGCUGGCUGUGAUGGGGGACAGUGUUGGCGUCCAUGGCAGCAUGCGGGGCUCCUGGGGGCUGUGCCAGUGACACUGUCCUCUGGGCUGGGGUCGGCGUAGGGCUGCCCAUACCAGUGGGGCACAGCCCUGGGUUUCAUCGCCUGACGUGAUUCCUGGAGGCCUCAGGCCCAUCCUGGGGGCUGACAAGCCAGCGUGAGGCAGCACUACGGUCGGGCACCGCGCCCCAUCCCCCCCUGCCCCGCCAUUACUGUCCAUGAAUGGCUCUGUCAGGGAAGGGAGCGCGGCCGGACACCGCCUCAGAGGAGAGGGCGCCGUGCGCAUGCGCGCUGGCCACUCCUGUCCGCGUGGUGGGAAUCCUCGCGGCUUCCCCGGAACCAGUUCCGGGCGCGUGACGUCAGGGCGCCGGCGCGUCCCGCUCCCAUCCCGGCUUGACGCACGCGCAAUAGCAGUCGGAGUGUUAUUUGGCCUCAAGUGACUUCACGAGCUGUGUUAAAGGUGUCAAGCGGGGUUACGCCUUUUAGCAGCUGUAAUUAACUAAAGACAUACUGAAUGUCAGGACCAGAUCAGCAGUGAGAUAUUUCUAUCCAAACGCAGCAACCAUCUCCAUUAGCAAAGGUCCUGAGUAUUGGGAUUGACCAUGUCGUUCCGAUUUGGACAACACCUCAUCAAGCCUUCCGUUGUGUUUCUGAAGACCGAACUGUCGUUUGCUCUUGUAAACAGGAAGCCAGUGGUCCCUGGGCAUGUCCUUGUUUGCCCACUCCGGCCGGUGGAGCGUUUCCGUGAUCUGCGACCUGAAGAAGUGGUUGAUUUAUUUCAAACGACACAAAUUGUUGGAAAUGUGGUGGAGAAACAUUUCUGUGGCACUUCACUCACCAUUUCGAUUCAGGAUGGUCCUGAAGCUGGGCAAACUGUGAAGCACGUUCAUGUCCAUGUUCUUCCAAGGAAGGUUGGAGACUUCAGCAGAAAUGACAGUGUCUACGAUGAGCUGGACCGUCACGACAAAGGAGAAGAGGACUCCCCUGUCAAGUGGAGGUCUGAGGAUGAAAUGGAAGCCGAAGCAGCAAGCCUGAAGAAAUAUUUUCAGUAAAAUCUGAGGUGAGACAAUCUGGAACAAAUCCUAGAGCAUAAGAAAACCAAAAAAGGGACUCAUUCUCCAGCACUCUGUGACAUUGGACCUGCAGCUAACCAGCUUAGAUGACAUUCUACAAACAAUGGAUUCGUCCAUGAAACACUCUAUUGUACCGUUGGAUAUCAGUGGGGUUGAAUUUCAGCUAAGUCAACUGACAGACUGCGUUCAACACAACCUAAUGGCUCAUAUUUUCUGAAUGAUGUACGUGGGAAUGACUCUUUUACAAUUGGCCCUGGGCCUAAAUGGAAAUUAAAUAUCCGCAGCAA
Messenger RNA from Caretta caretta (loggerhead turtle), 1747 nucleotides. It is a transcript of the gene FHIT, whose product is annotated as fragile histidine triad diadenosine triphosphatase. Gene Ontology annotation, biological process: negative regulation of proteasomal ubiquitin-dependent protein catabolic process; intrinsic apoptotic signaling pathway by p53 class mediator; diadenosine triphosphate catabolic process. Lineage: Eukaryota; Metazoa; Chordata; Testudines; Cheloniidae. Gene Ontology annotation, molecular function: ubiquitin protein ligase binding; bis(5'-adenosyl)-triphosphatase activity. The record is from RefSeq and is a predicted model, not a curated record. Gene Ontology annotation, cellular component: cytoplasm; nucleus; plasma membrane.